Molecule: messenger RNA, 1278 nt
Organism: Ectocarpus sp. CCAP 1310/34
Lineage: Eukaryota; Phaeophyceae; Ectocarpales; Ectocarpaceae
Source: the annotation of a GenBank genome assembly
AUGUCAAGCAGCAACGUGGAACUCCUGGGCGACAAUGUGGACUUCCUGGACUACGAACCCGAGGGCAAGGCUCCCACCGCAGAGCAGUUUCCAGCGGCGAGUGCAGAAGACGAGAGCCCCCCCAUGUCCAUGGUGUUCACCGUCGAUGAUUUGCUGGACAACAUCGCCACAGCAGAUCCGGCGGAAUUGGAGCGGGCCUACAACACCGGACGUGUCUCUCUGGAGGAUAUCGUAGAAGCGGCCCAUCUGUCGUCCGAUUCCCCCCUUUUCGUUCCUCCUUUCUCGCUCCCGCCGGAAGACAGAUUAAUCCUCUUGCCCCACGACGAGUUUAAGGCGUACCAACGCUUGAACGAGAUGUGGUGCGAUGGUCUUGCCGGGAAGAUAGCAGAGGCGGAGGCGCGAGAGCAGGCGAAGCGCGAGGACGCGGAGCGCUUGGCGGAACGGGAGGCUGCUCUGGCCGCUGCGGCGAGGAAGCAGGAGGAGGAGCGUGAGGCUGUUCGGGCUGCUGCGGCGAGGAAGCAGGAGGAGGAACGUGAGGCUGCUCUGGCUGCUGCGGCGAGGAAGCAGGAGGAGGAGCGUGCGGCUGUUCUGGCGGAGCGUGAGGCGUAUCUCCAAGCGGCUAGGGCGAAGCAGGGGGCGCUCCGAUCGCGGCUGAAGGAGCUGGAGCCCCGCCACCAGGACCCGUGAGCAGCCCCCCACCCCCGUCGCCGUGUUAUCGUCCCCCCCCCCACGCAAUCCCAGGUGCACCUUGGUUCCCAUCGUACCGCCUCGCCGCACGAGAAGGAGCGCGAGGUGGCGGCGUCUCCGACGAACGAGCAGGAGCGGAAGAGGACAGCGACUCCGGAGUUUUCGGUGACUUUGGGUCUUCCGGCUGGUGCUGAAGACGGGGCAUCGUUUGCGGCGGCAACCACGGUGUACGAGUUCCACGUGGGAGAUACAGCGUUCCUGUCCCGCCCGCUGGAGAUGCCUGCAGAAGGUGUCACCUUCCACGACGAAGAUAAAUUGGCAGCUCUUUUUGCAUGGGCUGGCAUCAAACAACUUGUCCGUGCACAAUUCCCCCCACCGCACACCGUUGCUUUCGGGCACAUCUACCACACACCGUACCUCGCGAAACUUCCGCCUUCUUCGCGGCAGUCCGUGUUCCAGCUGUUGUUCGCUCUCCGUCGUGCCACCUUUCAUGAAGGUCCUCAAGGAACGUCGGUGGUGACCCAGGAGGGAGGACUCCAGCUGCCUCUUGCUCGGGCUGCUUCGACCAACGACUUCAAGCACGAUCUACAA